Messenger RNA from Dichotomopilus funicola, 3591 nucleotides. RefSeq lists its product as uncharacterized. The transcript is spliced from 2 exons. Gene Ontology annotation, cellular component: membrane. The record is from RefSeq and is a predicted model, not a curated record. The coding region runs from base 1 to 3591 and encodes 1196 amino acids. Gene Ontology annotation, biological process: transmembrane transport. NCBI's taxonomy places the organism in Eukaryota, Fungi, Ascomycota, Sordariomycetes, Sordariales, Chaetomiaceae.
AUGCCGGUGGUGGAUGCCCCCGACACGCCGGCCCCCGUAUCUGAGCCCGAACAAUGUGGUGCCCACCGUAGCGAUCGCCGCGGUGGGCAUCGGCCUUCCGGUGACACGCCCUGGCGCCCCUCGCCGCCGUCCGAGACUCCCCCGAUGCGAUCGUUAUCCUCGUUGUCAUCGUUCGCUGCUUCCACCUCGCCCUUAUCCCGCAGUACCCAUGAUAAGGGCCUUGAGCUCCGAAAACGGCCCCGGGGUCAACUGCCUCGCCUUUCCGUCCUUGUUCCCUUUAUCUCGUCGAUAUUGAUACCUACUCUCGUGACCCAACCCGUUGCGGCGGUCUCUGUGCCGUUUGAAAACUGCCUGUCCGAGACCUACAUCAACAAUGUGCCGGCCCCGUUGCAAUGGGUGCCCCGGUGGGUCGACGCUUCGUUCAACGCGGACGAUCCAAAGCACACUCUCCGCGUCACGAUGUGGGGGAACGUGACGGGUGCCUUCACUGACGUUACUUUGCCGCCGCCCGAUAGCCCCGACUGGACGAACCCGAGCAAGACGGACGGCAAGAUUAUCGACGAGCCCGAGCCAAAUGUGCCGAAGCCCAAGCUCACAACACUACACAGCAAGGUCGAGGUUUUGACCUACGAGCCGUGGAGCCAGACUAGCAAUUUUUGCAAUACAUCGCUGACCAACGCUUCCUGUCCGCUUGGGCCGGUUUUUAAAGACGUAGAUACUGGUUCUCUCAAGUCAGUACUACCCUCAGUGACCUUGACGAACGACUUCUACUCGUCCUAUGCCUUCACCUCCUUCACGGCUACCUUCAUCAUCAUCUACGGGGACGUCAAGGGUACCAACAUUGGCUGUGUUUCGGCUGCGGUGACGCCUGAGCUAGGCCAGUUGGCGUGGCUUCUCAAGUUCCUGCCUCUGCUUGUCUUGCUGUGUGUCGGCGCCGCCACCGUCUUUGCCGGCAUAUUCAGCCCUUGGGGCGCCGCUGAUAUCUUCCACUGGAGUUCCAACUACGGCCGCGAUCCGGACCUGCUUCGACUUGUUACCCCCGGCUUCGGGGAUUGCCUGCAGUACAUCCAGUUUGUCGUUCUCACCGGAGGACUGACCUUGAAUUACCCCGGAUUUUACCAGCCUAUUGUCAGCCAGGGGUCGUGGGCGGCGCUCAUGUUCAACCAAAGUUUUGUUACCAAGGAACCGGGCUGGGUCAGCGUGCAGGAUGGGAUCUACGUCACGGAGGGGAAUUACGGCUUGCAGAAGCUUGCGCAGCUAGUCGGUAUGGGGAACGUCGGCGAUAUCUGGGCCGGUAUGGUGGUGUGGUUGCUCGUCAUCAUUGGGGGCAUGAUCGUGAUCCUCCAGGCUGGCUUCUUCGUCCAGUGGCUGUACCGCUUCCUGAAGAAAAUCCCGGAGGAGGACCUUCGCGCCAAAAAUAUCCCCUUUACGCUGGGCAAUGUCAUCCGGAUCGUCUUUAACUAUUUUCUCCUGCCGAUCGUGGCGUUAUCAACCUUCCAGCUGGUUGUUGCCAGUGGAUCGCCCGCUUACACGGUUGCUCUCGCGGCUCUCGCGCUGGCCCUUAUCGUUGGGUUUGCAGCUCGGCUACUCUACCUCGUUGCGGCCACGAAACCGAGGGCGUUUCUAUUCGACGACCUGCCCACCCUUCUCCUUUACGGGCCUCUCUACAAUACGUACUCGGACGAAGCCGCGGCCUUCACGCUUAUCCCCGUGCUCCUCACAUUUAUUCGUGGCAUUGCCAUAGGAGCCGUGCAGCCCGCCGGGGUUGCCCAGGUGAUCCUGCUGGCCAUCUGCGAGGUGAUACAGAUCCUUACACUCCACGCUUUCCGACCUUUUCACUCUCCCACCUCCAUGAACGCCUAUCACACCUUGUUCUCCGCACUUCGUCUCAUCACCGUCCUUCUUAUGGUUGCCUUUGUUCCCUCGCUAGGGGUAACAGAAGGGCCAAAGGGCUGGAUUGGUUAUGCGCUGCUCGUCACCCAUGCCGGCGUGCUUGUUCUUGGAUUCCUUUUGAAUGCGGUACAGACCAUGGUGGAAGUCCUGGCCCGCAUGCUCGGAGCAGGCGGUGAUGAUAUCCGAGGGCAGACCAGGGGCGCGCUGUCCAAAAUCUUUGGGAUGAGGCAGCUGUCGAGGCGUAUGUCGCGGCGGGAGAACGGCCCAUCUCGACACAGCCAGCUAUCCAGUUCGGCCAUGCUCGAUGCCGACGAAGUGUCCAAAGCCGGGUACAUGGCGCCCAACGGCCGCGUACGGAGCGAGUCCGCGGGGAGCUUUGGGAUGAUGAUGCAUCGCCGCCAACGAAGCUCAUCGGUCCUGGAUAACUUGAGUCUUGACACCCCUGGUCGCCAUUUUGAUAGUGGCGCGAGCUCUUUCACCCCGACCACUCCUGGUGAUGCCAGCAACCUGUCUUAUCUAUCGACGCCACGGCAUGCGCAUCGCCAACAUGACCCCUUUGGUAUGCAGACUCCGGAUCCUUACUAUCGUCCUCCGAGGCGGCGUACUACCCUAGAGACGCCGGCUUCCCCGUCUUCUAGUACAGCAGCUACCCCGCUGCGGACCGGAGAACGGAAUCAGAAACGUGCUAGUCAAGGAGGAGGAGCUGGUGGCGGUUUGGCUGGAGAUCCUGCGGAGAUUGGGGCUCAAAUAUCCAGGGACGCCACUCCGGCGCCGUACACGCCCCCGUUUGCUCCACGGGCCGACUACUCGACUCGCGAGGUUGACUUUUACUACGGAGUCCGGGGCCAGCGCCUCAACUCGGACGCACCCAACCGCAAGCUCAGGACCGGUCCUGCUGACCCCACCCGGCCGGCCGCCUCUGCUGCGGCGGGCUGGUUCUGGGGGAUGUUUGGCAAGAAGGGAAAGGAAAAGGGCAAGGGCUUUGAGGUUGUGAGGAGCGCACGCAUGCCGCCGGCUAUGCGGGCAAGGGCUGGAGAUUUUGAGGAUGAUCCCCCUCCCGAAGGCAUACCGGUUGCGAUGGGUGUCCUGCGGAACGGGCCUAUCGAAUCAGACGAGGAGGAAAGCGGCAGAGGCAAGAAGAAUAAGCAGCCAGCGCAAAUCACGUCGCCGGAACAAGAACCACUCAACAGUGGGAGGAGGUCCCAGGACGAUAGUGGUGACGAGUUGGGCUCACCAAUCACUUCCUCGACACCGGUCGUGCCGAGAAAUGAGGCCGCGGGGGCGGGUGAGGAACAGGCAGGGAGCAGCAGCCAAGCACGGGACAACGACGACGCAGAUGAUGAGCUACCGGUCCCGGAUGUUCCACGAAAGAGCUCAAAACGGCACUCCUGGCUUAGUUUGUCAAAGGGAGCAUCUCACUCGGGACAACCGUCCGGAUCUGAGGGCGCGUCGAUGACCCUCACCCCAGCGGUCGCAGGCUCGGCGGCACGUUUACCGUUUGAGCGGACACCGUCCCAGAAACGGCGUUCAACUUCGUCGGCUGGGCUCACAGAUGAGUUCAUCCAGGUUGAAUUGCAGGACUCAAGCAGCAGCACGCCGGCUGGCUAUGGGUUUGUCCACCAGGGUAGUGUUCACCGAGUUGAUCCAGAGGUCGACCUGUUGGGGAGUUCGGCUGAGGUAGUGGAUGAAAGGCGGUAG